Molecule: messenger RNA, 2045 nt
Organism: Homo sapiens (human)
Lineage: Eukaryota; Metazoa; Chordata; Mammalia; Primates; Hominidae
Gene: PPP1R11
Product: protein phosphatase 1 regulatory inhibitor subunit 11
Exons: 4
Coding region: 638-1018 (126 amino acids)
Biological process (GO): protein ubiquitination
Molecular function (GO): protein serine/threonine phosphatase inhibitor activity; ubiquitin protein ligase activity
Source: RefSeq, a predicted model, not a curated record
AGAGCUGGCGCUCUAGCCCACGGAGUUGGUUAACUCCUCUCACCGGCCCCUGGAAAGGGUUCCAAGUCCUUUAGUACCCGACGCUCUUCCUCGCCGGUCCACCUACCCAGACAAGGCAAACGGAAAUCUGCAGCAGGACUCAGCUUGGUGCACACAACUCCGCCCUCGCCACACCCACUCUGCAGCGUCUGGCCCGGCAAUACCCAUCUGGGCGCCCCUCCUGCUUCCUCUAGGCUGUGAGUACGCGUGCUGCCCCAGACUCUCCCUCCUCCACCCACACCCGCAGUGACACCCCUUCCGCCAAAUUUGUUUCUCUUUCUUUCAGCGCCUGCGCGCUGUCACGUUACGGCGGAACUAAUCCAGCGACGCCUGCGCUUUGACGCAUUUGGUGCCGUGGAAGGGAAAAAGGGGGACUGCAGUAUGCGUCACACCCGGAAGCGGCGAGCCGGAAGUGGGGUUAGCCAGGUUAUCCCCAGGGGUGGAGAAGCGGAGGCCCAGGAGGAGGGGGAAUAAAGAAGGUGGAGGAUCCUGGCUACCACUCUGAAUCCGAUACCGCUUCUCUUAGACCUCAGCGACAGAAAAAGGGAAGGGUGUCUCAUCCCCCUUCCUCCUCUCCUCCCUGUCCUGAGCCUUAGCCAUGGCCGAGGCAGGGGCUGGGCUGAGCGAGACCGUCACUGAGACAACGGUUACCGUGACAACCGAGCCCGAGAACCGGAGCCUUACCAUCAAACUUCGGAAACGGAAGCCAGAGAAAAAGGUAGAAUGGACAAGUGACACUGUGGACAAUGAACACAUGGGCCGCCGCUCAUCCAAAUGCUGCUGUAUUUAUGAGAAACCUCGGGCCUUUGGCGAGAGCUCCACGGAAAGUGAUGAGGAGGAAGAAGAGGGCUGUGGUCAUACACACUGUGUACGUGGCCACCGCAAAGGACGGCGUCGUGCAACCCUAGGACCGACCCCCACCACCCCUCCCCAGCCUCCUGACCCUUCCCAGCCCCCUCCAGGGCCAAUGCAGCACUAAAUCCCUCUCUCCUCCAGCAUUCCUGUGUCUGUCUGGCCCUAAAUGUAUCCAUGUGGCUACUUCUCCAGCCCCCUCCUUCCCUCUCUUCUGCCUGAUAGAGGGAAGAGGAAGAGGAGGACGAACAGAGAUCCUGAAAUUCUGACUUGCUGCUAUUCCAGAACCCAGCCUCCUGGGUUUCCCCAGUCCUCAUUUUUCCUCCCAAUACCCACCCUUCUCUCUCGAGGGAUCUAGGCACCUUGGUCCCAGUGUCUUCCUUUUGUUCUCACUGCCAAACUGCCUGUCCUGGGAUCUAGUUAUCUUGGCCCUGCACUCUCAACAUGAGUAGCGAACACUUAAAUUGGGUUUUCAACAGUCCCAGCUUUCACUGCCAGGGUCCCAGUCAGAUUCCAGGAAUUUGCGCCCUAACUUUGCUUGCUAAUCCUGGUUUAGAGCUAUCCCACUAAAAUAUUUAAUCCUAAUUCUUAGUCCUUGCCUGUGAGAUAUGAGGUCUUACAGGAGACCUCAGAGCUCCCAGCCCUUCUCCUCCUGCUAACCCUUCUCACACCCUCAAGAGGAGUUAGAAAAGAGGUCCUUGUCAUUCUCACCUCUUAUGGAAAAUGGAAUAAGAAAUAAUCAUAUCCUUUCUUCCCACCCUUCUCCUGUUAUUUAGGAUUUCUGACAAAGCUGGCUUGAGAUUGGUCACUUAGAGCCGACUGUCUCCUCUGCCUUUUGUUUUUCAGCUUCAGAGACAGAUCCAAUAUAGUCCCAGGGACCUGGGUCUCUGGGAGAGGAAGGAAGAGGGAGGGAGCAAAGAGAUUGGGGUAUGUCCCCUGUAGUACACUCUUACCUCUUACUUCCUAGACUUUGAUUUCUCCGGCAGCCCAGAUGUUCAGUUCUCUUGGCCCCUCUCUACCCCUUACUGGGAUCCGGUUUUCAUUUUCCGGUCCUUUUGCCAUACACAGUUACAGAGAUCAGUCAAAUCCAUACCACCACUGAGAUCUCAUUUAUUGCCACAGAUGCACAAAAUAAAUAACCCAAAAUCACAAAA